Molecule: messenger RNA, 1887 nt
Organism: Prunus mume (Japanese apricot)
Lineage: Eukaryota; Viridiplantae; Streptophyta; Magnoliopsida; Rosales; Rosaceae
Source: RefSeq, a predicted model, not a curated record
UAUAUCAUAGAGCAUCUCAAAUGGGUUCCACCCACAGCUUCCUUGAGCCCUCCUGAAAAGAUUUGCUUCUUCUUCAGAGAGCUUGCCGCUACAAGCGUAUAUUGAUUUCAAAACAUGUCUGUUUCUUUCCCUUCUUGGCUCUUCAAUUUCUUCUAGCGUCUCAGCCAAUUUUUAUUUUCUUUACGCCAACAUUUUCAAAACCCCUUUGCAAGAAGACCAUCGUUUUCAUCGUUUUCAUAUGGCCUUUCCUGAGUAUCUGACGGCUGACAUUCUCUCAAGACUACCCGCCAAAUCUCUGGUUCGGUUCAGCUCAGUACGCAAAGAAUGGAAAGCUCUGAUCAGAGACCCCCAUUUCAUUUCUCAGCACCUCAAUCUCAAUAUUGCAAAAGAAGACCAAAGUGGACGCCUUCUGGUAAAGUACCGUUGCAAUGUUACUCGUAAGAACGUCAUUUCUCUGCUUUUACAUGGCACAAAUGGUUACAUGUUAUCAAAAUUGGAGAUACCAUCAUCUGUAAUCGAUUCUCAUCACUCGAAACUUGUGGGGUCUUCUAAUGGCUUACUUUGUUUCGCUCAUGAUAAAUCUGCUCAUCUUUGGUCACCUAUGAUUUUGUUGUGGAACCCUGCUAUAAGGGAAUUUAGUGUCCUACCAGACUCAGUUAUUGAUUCUGUCAAUGAUGAUGAUAAUGUUCAGGUCCGUGGUGUUGCCCACGGAUUUGGGCACCACCCUCUUAUUGAUGACUAUAAGGUUGUGAGGAUUGUGUCUUUGUCUUGCUUUGGUAAUGCUUGGAUACGGGCGGAGGUGUAUUCUCAAAAAAUGGAUUGUUGGCAGGAGGUUAAUACUUUUCACUUUGAAAUAUAUGAACAUUCGUGCACGGCUCUGAACGGUUUGCUUUAUUGGAUUGCAUAUGGCAGGGGGGGUCGUGAAUUCAUCGUAUCGUUUGACAUGUGUGAUGAUGUGUUUGGGGAAUUGCAGUUGCCAGAUUUAAGCUUUCUAGAAACCCCGAUGUGCACAAAACUGGCGGAAUUAAAGCAAUCUCUUUAUUUGAUAGUGUAUAAUUUUAGUGGGAGGCAAAGAGAGAUUUAUGUAUGGAAAAUGAUUGAGCAUGAUGCUGAGGUUUUUUGGAAAAGGGAAUGGACAAUUGGACCCCUGCUUGGAAUUGAGAGGCCACUGGGAUGCGGUUUAUAUGGUGAAAUUUAUAUGGAAAGUAGAAAAGGGGAGCUGGUUUUGUACAAUCCAAGUAGUGAAGAAGCUAAACACAUUCCAAUUUGUGGCCUUCGCUGUUCCUUAGAAGUUCAUUUUUAUGUGGAGAGCCUAGUUUCAACUAAAGGACAACAUGAAGUCUUACAAGAGACUAACAAGAGGAUCAUGUAGUUCUGGUUCUGCUCUCUGUAUGGAGAAAUAUCAACAGAAGGGCAGCCUAGAAGAUUUCAAGUCUCAAAUUCCACAUUGUCUUCAUGUUCUAUGUUCUGUUAGGGUCAUGACAACUUCUGUUACAAAAAUCUUCUGGCUAUUAUGUUCGACCAAGCUCAGACUUUGGUGCCUCCUACUGUUUCCUGGUUUUGCAGGACAGUGAGGAUAAAGUUCAUGAAAGAGUGAAUUUUGUAUGUCUAUCAGAAGAAGAUUGAGAGGAAAAAGGAGGUAGAGAGAAGAACAAUAGAAGGUGAUGGUUUCACUAUUUCAACUAUUUUAAGUCUCUGCAAAAAAGCUACUGGGUUUGAGAUUGCCGUGGAUGAUUCAAAGCUACUGUUUCAAGGCAGAGCAUGGACAACAUAUGAGAACAAAGGCCUUCUGUACUCCCUUGUAUUUUGGGGCUUUUUUUAGUUUUUUUAAUGUAGAAAAAUAAAACAUAACAGAGUUAACCUUGUUAUAAAUUGAAGGACGCGUAU